AUGAUCCCCAAGGAGCAGAAGGAAACUGUGAUGAGUGCCAUAGGGGACCUCUCUGGACCAGUCCCUUCCUUGGACCUGGGCAAGAAGCUGAGCGUGCCCCAGGACCUGAUGAUAGAGGAGCUGUCACUGCGCAACAACCGGGGCUCCCUCCUCUUCCAGAAGAGGCAGCGCCGCGUGCAGAGGUUCACCUUUGAGCGUACAGACAGCCAGCGGGCGAUCGUGGCCGGAAGCGCCACGGGGAAGGUGACCAGAACCGCGGAGCCAGGGACGGUGAGCGCUGUCAACGGCCCCGAGAGGCAGGAGAACUACCGCUCGGAGCUCCAUAUCUUCCCGGCUGCGUCUGCGGGCCCCCAGGACGCCCGCCCCGCAACCGCCCCUGCGGAGCGCGCCCACUCCCCCAGCGCCCUGGCUCCCGGCUACCAAGCGCCCCUGAAGGGCGUCCCGCCUGAGAAGUUCAACCACACAGCCAUCCCUAAGGGUUACCGCUGCCCGUGGCAGGAGUUCAUCAGCUACCGGGAUUACCAGAGCGACGGCGGAAAUUACACCACCAGCCCCGCGGAGUACCGCAAUUUCAACAAGACCCCAGUGCCAUUUGGAGGACCCCUUAUUGGGGACACUGUUCCGAGGGAAGUCACGCCCUUUGUCCCGGGGCUCAACAGUGGCUUGGAACUCCUCCGCCGCAGACCCAGCUUCAACAGAGUGGCCCAGGGCUGGGUCCGCCACCUCCCGGAGUCCGAGGAGCUGUAG
Trichechus manatus latirostris (Florida manatee) is the source of this 747-nucleotide messenger RNA. It is a transcript of the gene MYOZ3, whose product is annotated as myozenin 3. Gene Ontology annotation, molecular function: telethonin binding; FATZ binding; actin binding. The coding region runs from base 1 to 747 and encodes 248 amino acids. NCBI's taxonomy places the organism in Eukaryota, Metazoa, Chordata, Mammalia, Sirenia, Trichechidae. The record is from RefSeq and is a predicted model, not a curated record. Gene Ontology annotation, cellular component: Z disc; actin cytoskeleton. The transcript is spliced from 6 exons.